GCUGAGAGUGCAGCAGGAGCGGCGGCGGCAGCGGCAGGGCACAGCGCGACUCCACGGACUGAGCUCGGAGCCAUCGCUGGCGCGCACCUCCGAAGCCCGGGAGGAGAAGGAAGAGCGAGGGCAGCAUAGUCCGGGGGCACGAUGCCCACGAAUUUCACCGUGGUGCCCGUGGAGGCGCAGGGAGACGCCGCGGACGGCCCCGGGAAUCCCGGGGCACCGGGGGAAGAGCAGGAGCGGCAGCCGCUGUCGCCUCCGGAGCCGGAGGUUUCCCCGAAGCUCCAGCCCGCGCCUAGCCCGGAGCCGCCGGAAUGCAGCUCCGAGAUCCUGGGAGAUGGGACCCCAAGAGAAAACAGCCCUUUCAUUAACAAUACUGACAUGGAAAGAGAGAAUAUUUAUGAAGGAAAGAACAUGGCUCUGUUUGAGGAAGAAAUGGAUAGCAACCCCAUGGUAUCGUCGCUUCUUAAUAAACUAGCAAAUUACACCAAUCUGAGUCAGGGUGUGGUCGAACAUGAGGAGGAUGAAGAUAGCAAGAGAAAAGAAAUCAAGGCUCCACGGAUGGGAACCUUCAUCGGGGUCUACUUGCCCUGCCUGCAGAACAUCCUUGGGGUCAUUCUGUUUCUGCGUUUAACAUGGAUCGUAGGCGCAGCGGGGAUCCUUGAAUCCUUCAUCAUCGUGUUCAUGUGCUGUACUUGUACGAUGCUGACCGCAAUAUCUAUGAGCGCCAUAGCAACAAACGGUGUAGUUCCAGCUGGAGGCUCAUACUACAUGAUCUCGAGGUCCUUAGGUCCUGAAUUUGGAGGGGCAGUCGGACUCUGUUUCUAUCUGGGCACCACUUUUGCAGGAGCCAUGUAUAUUUUGGGAACAAUUGAGAUUUUUUUGACUUACAUCUGUCCGAGUGCUGCUAUAUUUCAUGCAGAAGACGUCGAAGGAGAAAAUGGAGCCAUGCUCAACAAUAUGCGAGUUUAUGGGACAUGCACACUCGCCUUGAUGGCCAUGGUGGUGUUUGUAGGCGUAAAAUACGUCAAUAAGCUUGCCCUGGUAUUUCUGACCUGUGUGAUCCUCUCGAUUCUUGCUAUCUAUGCUGGUGUCAUCAAGACCGCCUUCGAUCCCCCGGACAUUCCGGUUUGUCUUCUUGGGAAUCGCACGUUAUCAAAUCGCGACUUUGAUGUCUGUGCUAAAUUCCAACUCAUAAAUAAUGAGACGGUAACAACAACACACCUCUGGCGACUCUUCUGCAACAGUUCUAUGCCCAAUGCCACAUGCGAUGAUUACUUUUAUCAAAACAAUGUGACUGAAAUUCAGGGAAUUCCAGGGAUUUCCAGUGGUGUCAUACUAAAAAAUCUGUGGAGUUCUUAUGCAGAUAAGGGAGCAUUUGUAGAAAAGAAAGAUAUGCCUUCAGUCCCUGUGCCAGAGGAAACAAAAACUAGCGGCCUGCCUUAUGUAUUGACAGACAUCAUGACCUACUUUACAAUGUUGGUAGGAAUUUAUUUCCCAUCUGUGACAGGUAUUAUGGCAGGUUCAAACAGAUCUGGUGAUUUGAGGGAUGCUCAGAAAUCCAUCCCUACUGGAACAAUUUUGGCAAUUGCGACCACAUCUUUUAUCUAUUUGUCCUGCAUUGUACUUUUUGGAGCCUGUAUAGAAGGUGUAAUUUUGAGAGAUAAGUUUGGAGAAGCCCUCAAAGGAAAUCUUGUUAUUGGCAUGCUGGCCUGGCCAUCUCCCUGGGUCAUUGUCAUUGGCUCCUUCUUCUCUACCUGUGGGGCUGGCCUACAGAGCUUAACAGGUGCACCUAGGCUACUGCAGGCUAUUGCAAGAGAUGGAAUUGUGCCAUUCCUUCAGGUGUUUGGUCAUGGGAAAGCAAAUGGGGAGCCCACAUGGGCCUUACUCCUCACUGCUCUCAUCUGUGAAAUAGGAAUCCUGAUUGCUUCCUUGGACAGCGUAGCACCAAUUCUUUCAAUGUUUUUCCUCAUGUGCUACAUGUUUGUGAAUUUGGCUUGUGCUGUACAGACUCUCCUGCGUACCCCGAACUGGCGUCCUCGUUUCAAGUUUUAUCACUGGGCUCUUUCCUUUCUUGGGAUGAGCUUGUGUCUUGCCUUGAUGUUCAUUUGCUCUUGGUACUAUGCUUUGUUUGCCAUGCUUAUUGCAGGCUGUAUCUACAAGUACAUUGAAUACAGAGGAGCUGAGAAAGAAUGGGGCGAUGGGAUAAGAGGUUUAUCUUUGAAUGCUGCUCGUUAUGCAUUAUUGCGGGUAGAACAUGGUCCACCUCACACUAAAAAUUGGAGACCUCAAGUUCUGGUGAUGUUGAAUUUGGAUUCCGAACAGUGUGUAAAGCAUCCAAGGUUACUCUCAUUCACCACCCAGUUGAAGGCUGGCAAAGGGUUAACCAUCGUGGGCUCCGUCCUGGAAGGAACAUACUUGGAUAAACACCAAGAAGCCCAGAGAGCUGAAGAGAACAUCCGGUCCCUGAUGGGAGUAGAGAAGACCAAAGGAUUCUGCCAGUUGGUGGUCUCUUCCAGCUUGAGAGAUGGAAUGUCCCACUUAAUUCAGUCUGCUGGCUUGGGUGGCAUGAAGCACAACACUGUACUCAUGGCGUGGCCCGAGUCAUGGAAACAGUCAGAUAACCCCUUCUCGUGGAAGAACUUUGUUGAUACCAUCCGAGAUACCACUGCAGCACAGCAAGCUUUGUUGGUGGCUAAAAACAUUGACACAUUCCCACAAAACCAAGAGCGCUUUAGGGAGGGGAACAUAGACGUGUGGUGGAUUGUCCAUGACGGCGGCAUGCUAAUGCUGCUGCCAUUUCUGCUUCGCCAGCACAAGGUCUGGAGAAAGUGUAGAAUGCGCAUCUUUACGGUAGCCCAAAUGGAUGACAACAGCAUUCAAAUGAAGAAAGAUCUUCAGAUGUUUUUGUACCAUCUGCGAAUCAGUGCUGAGGUCGAGGUCGUGGAAAUGGUUGAAAAUGAUAUUUCAGCUUUUACCUAUGAGAAAACCUUAAUGAUGGAGCAGAGAUCCCAGAUGUUGAAGCAGAUGCAGCUUUCUAAGAAUGAAAGAGAAAGAGAGGCUCAAUUAAUACACGACAGAAACACUGCAGCAGUGGCCAGGACGAAAGCAGUGGCUGCACCGGAGAAGGUUCAGAUGACCUGGACUAAGGAAAAACUAGUCUCUGAAAAACAUAAAAACAAAGACGCAAACAUGGCUGGAUUCCGAGACAUUUUUACUUUGAAACCAGAAUGGGGAAAUCUAAACCAGUCCAACGUCAGGAGGAUGCAUACAGCAGUGAAGCUUAAUGGAGUUGUCCUCAACAAAUCCCAGGAUGCCCAGCUGGUCUUACUGAAUAUGCCUGGUCCUCCCAAAAAUCGACAAGGAGAUGAAAACUACAUGGAAUUCUUAGAAGUUUUGACAGAAGGACUAAACCGAGUGCUUUUGGUGAGAGGCGGAGGCCGGGAGGUGAUCACCAUCUACUCCUAGUGCUGCUGGUGGCCACCCAGAGCUUCUUUAGAACAUGGCGGCACUGACUAUCUAGGUGGAUAGAAACACUGGACAAGCGGGUCUUGGGUUCCUGGAAGUUGAACAGUUGAAGUGUUCCUGUGUACUUGAAACGAUAUGCCAGCUUGGUCUGCUGAUCCGUAUGUUUUUUACAAAAAGAAGUGACCUGAUUUUUUUUUUAAACCUAGGGCAAAAUUCUUGUUAAUACUGAAGAAACGUUAUCUGUGUGCACUGUUAAAAAAUCUGGAGGAGGGGGUUGGGGAUAGGAAGCUGAAGUAUGAAUGUGUGUGAGAGAAUUAAAAAGAAUUUCAAAAGCCUCCCCCCACCCACCUGAUUUAUUUGUAGUAUCUGAAUUAUUGAUAAUCAUGCUCUCAUUACUUUAUUGUAUUAAACAUUGAGGGUGAAACUGAUGGUAUCUUUAAAAAAAAAUCUUAAGUUUUUGUUUUUUAACUGAUGCCAGGGAAGCUGAGCUUAUUCAGUGAUAAACUAUGAAGUUGGCUAAAGCUGAUAUUUUCUCAUUCUGGAUUCAGACUUUUCUUGGUAUGUGCCUGCUAACAGUCUUUCUAACUGUUACAUUUUAGCUUUACUAGCUCUAGAACAUAGAUUUGUUUAGUCCACUUUUGUUCUUGAAGUUUAUUUUCUGGGUGAUGAGAGGUACAUUUUAUAAAGAAAUAAACUGGCUACUUUCCUAAAAAGUCAUUAGUUCGCCUUCUCCCCCUUUCCCCUCCAAUCAUUUGACCAGCCAUGUUAGUGUUUCCAUGAGCAUCCAGGGAUGUUUCCAUCCCUGCCCUAGCACAUUACUGCAGUUCAAGUGCAGAGGGUGAGUCUUGGGUAGGGAUGAGGUCUAUAUUCUCUUUUCAUAACAAUAAGCCCAUGCUCAAAACAUCUGCUUUUGGUCCAUGGAAGGCAGGCCAUUCAGCUCCAGUUGUCUUGAAAGAGCAGCCACUGUUACUGAGAUUUUUUUUAAAAGGUGUUUCAUUUAUAUGUCUUUAUAAGUUAUAUGAUAAUCCAGGUUUUAUAUUUCAAGAAGCUGCCCAAACUAAUUCUUAUAUUUUCUCUGAUAUCCCUUUUCUUUCCUACUUUCUUAAAUGACUCAGAUCGCUGUUGACACCUGUAUCUUUUGUCUCCAACUGCUGCAAUCUUUACAUUCAGUUUUCUGGUUUGUAAAUAAAUAAUUUUUGGUCUUUGAAAGCAUUGACACUAGCUAGCUCUAGCCAACAUCUUGGAAAUGUUGCCAAUGUCUUAAGUACCCAAAAGGGAAGCAGCUGCAUGGAGAGAAGUAUCCUGAAAACGAAAAGUGCAAUAUGUAAAAAGUAAACUUUAAAUACUUUUGAGACUCCAAGUGGAACUGUUAAAUGGCAGACCUGUGGGCAUGCCAACAUUUUCAGUAUCAGAUAUGCAGCUUCUUUUUUGCAGCUAGUCAGUAUGCACUCUGUUCCUAACUGUUCAUAAUAAGAGCUAAGAAAACCAUUUUGGGAGAAUCCAGGAUAGAUGGAGACAUCUUACCUGGUCAGAAUGAAUUGCAACCUUUAAGAAAUCAUCCAUUUUCUAAUUGAGCCCAGUAUGUCCAACAGGGUCUGGCACUGAGAUUUUUGUCGUCGUCGUUUUUGUGAGUUUUUUUUUUUUUUUGAUGUUUAAAUUCUCCUACCUAUUCUUGUCCUCUGAGGAUAUCUCCCUAAGUCUCCUUUUAGCACAUGACUGCAGCAGUGUCCCAGAGGAACAAUUUUGACAAAUCUCUUUGAUCUGGACAGGCUGGUUUUGUUUUGUUUUUUUUUUUUUCACAUGGAUGCUUGAUUAUUGCACUUUAUUUCCUGGUCUUUUCAUUCUCUAGUUUGAACAUCUAAUCUGUAGAGGGUUAUUUUGGGGAGGGGGGUAUGAAUUUUUGGUAUUUGUGGCUUAUUUAUUUAUUUAUACAUCCUGAGAGACAUUUUAAUGAAUAAAGUGGCAGCAUAAAGAGAGAACCCCAAAAGGGCACUGUCCCCAGGGUGAGAAGGGAGAAAGGGAUUGAGAUGGCCAGGGUUUCUUGUUUAUUUCUAGGAGAAUUCAUUGACUUCUUGAGGAGGGAGGGAUAUGGAGGUUGGGAAGAGCCUUCCUCUGUAGCCCAUUGGAUUGCAGAAAGCGCAUAAGCAUACAGUCCAGACGUUCCAAGUCACUAAUGAGCAUAGAACAGCAGCACUGGAUCUUUCAUUGAGUGAGGUUUCUUCCAAUCCCGUUUUCCUAGCCCCUCUGCACAGGAACGGGUCUCUUGAGCAUGAAGGAAUUACAGAUGCCCUGGGAAUCCAGCUGAAUAGGAAGCCAAAAUCUCCAAAAUUUUACCCUCGGCUGGGUGGAAAAAUCAUCGAACGUGUAAUGUGUGCCAAAAUGGUGUUUUAGGAAAAAUAGUUGAUCUUUCUCUUACCUUUGUACAUUUCACAGCAAGAUUUCUAGUAACAUACAGAAUUAUGCUACUCUCAUGCUCAUGGAGAUGGGCUUCUCUUUUGUGGGGCUGUAUGUCUGUUUGUGUGUGUUGGUGCCCACAUGUCUGUCUAUCUGCAUGAGUGUGACCAUUGUAAAAGGAGAUCUGCCUGCUGAGGGCACAUGUGGGAGAUGAUCAGAGAGGAGGCAUUAUAGGGUAAAUGGCUUCUUGCUUUGCCCAGUUUUAAAGUAGCUGAUGUAACAGGGCACACUUCAUAUGUGGUGCUGAAAUCCAAGUCACCAUGGAAUAGUUGAAGAUCGCCGAGACUGGUGUUCAGUGGAAAUUAACAUGACAACUCCACACAUUGCUGUCCGUGUAUUCACCAGAUGUUGAUGUGUCCACAAUUUGUGUUCAGUUGUUUUGCAGUAUUUUGUUCAUGUAAACAACAGUGUAUCUUUUUCUACAUUAUGAACGUUUUUGUAACCAGUAAGUGCAGCCAUUUAGAGAUGAUGAUUUAAUGUUUGCUUUUAAUGUUUCCUUGUCUUUGUAUGAUUCUGUUUAGAAAAAAUAAAAUGGGAUGAAAUCUGUUCAAAAACAUGA
Molecule: messenger RNA, 6475 nt
Organism: Trichosurus vulpecula (common brushtail)
Lineage: Eukaryota; Metazoa; Chordata; Mammalia; Diprotodontia; Phalangeridae
Gene: SLC12A7
Product: solute carrier family 12 member 7
Exons: 25
Coding region: 142-3462 (1106 amino acids)
Biological process (GO): chloride ion homeostasis; chloride transmembrane transport; chemical synaptic transmission
Cellular component (GO): membrane
Molecular function (GO): potassium:chloride symporter activity
Source: RefSeq, a predicted model, not a curated record